AUGCAGUCAGGACCAUCUAUAGCAAAACCUCGUCCCAAACGCCGACGGCGAAUUUGUCGCGCUUGUGAUGCCUGCUACAAAAGAAAGAUCCAGUGUGAUGCAGCAACGCCCCGUUGCAAUUGGUGCCAUCACCAUGAUAUUCCUUGUACUUUCAAGCGCAACCAGGAGCGUAUUCAGGAACGCUCUGAAUCCCAUGACUCUUCAGGCACUCAACGGCUUGAUUCCACAGCAAUACCUAUUGCUUCUCAAGACGUGACCGGCCAAUUAGCCGCGCCAACAAGACAAAGUGGUUCGGACUUAACCUUCACUGUUGGGCCCCAGAGCAAUCUCCAUGUCGGAGGACAUACUCUCGGGAAUUUAUGCACCUUCAAUGGCCUGCCGUUCUUCUCCGCUACUGGCCGCCAGUGGAUCAAGGAACGCACCGGCGAAGACGUGAAUCUCGAAUAUACGUCACCAAGGCCAUCUACACUCGAUCCAUCAACGUCGAAUGGCGCCGCGCAUGCAGUACCGCUUCCGGACAAGGAGUUCUUGUAUCAACUACUCGACGGCUGGCAAAAUUCAGACCUUGCUAGAUUGUUUCCGUUUGUAGACCGAGUGCUCCUCGAAUCAACUGUCGCUGCCGCCUACCAUAAUGAAACAAGUAUCUCAUCUCCUGGUGCUGAGAGCGCUAGGGCCUGCAUUCAUGCGUUUACAACAACUUGCCUACAUGCCGCAGACAAACAACAUGGGCAUAGAGUAAUACAUACAGUGGACCAUCUUCAGACUGCCCACGACUUGAUCCCCCGGAUGAUGCACGAGUCUGUUACUAUAGAUGGUCUGCAGGCCAUUCUGAUGCUUAGUCUUUGCUCCCUGGUAAUCACAGGGAAUAUCCUGAUACUCGAGAUGUUAUUAGCAUCCGCGAUACGCUUCGUCUUUCAUCUAAAUGGUCACCUUGCUCCAGUCUACAUCGAUGACGAUCAGUUCAGGAGGAGCCUGCAUGUCCGAGAAUUAUUUUGGAUAUGUUACAUCAUGGAUAGGGAGUUUAGUCUACGCGCGGGUCAUUCUCCGUGCCUGGAUGAGAAUCAGUGCGACCUCACUCUCCCUGAUAUCCACCGCACUGCGACAGAAUUCCUCGCAGGCAUACGUCUUGCCAUGCUUCAGUCUGAGGUAUACCAUCGACUAUACUCCUUGAAAGCUUUGCGCCAGACGGAUGCCCAAUUAUUGGGCGCUAUUCGCGAUCUUGACAGCGCCUUGGAAAUUUGGAGAAUGUCUAUCCCCACCAACUUUCGGCCACGCCUCAUUGAUCGGGAAACAAACGCCAUGGACACGCCAAAUACGAUCUUUCAAUUACACUACCUGUAUUGCAUGGGUAUGAUCCACCAAGCAAGUGGACGAUGCUCUUCCUGGGUCCAAAAUCAAGACACAUCUGAAGCGGGCUCAAGCCUCGCUAUCAGCGUUGAAGCGAGUCGAUCGAUGCUGCAGAAAUUCCUAGAUGACCGCCUCGAAUUCAACAAGAAUAACCUGAGGUUCUGUCUUCCCUAUUUCCUGACAGCCAUCUGCCACCUUUUUUCCAACAUACUCUUCAACCCAACCCACGAGGGCAUCGAUGACGACUUGGAAUUGUUCAUGUCAGUGCCAACGCAUAUCAGAACACGUGUACCACCGGAAAUCCCGAGAUUGACGGCUUAUCACAUUAAGCUCUUCGAAGACUUUGUGAUAGAAUUAGGUCGCCUUGCUAGUAGUGCUAUUAAAAGGGCGCGGGAAGGAUUUGAACACAACAACUAGAAGUUGCUUCUGAUGUAAACAGCACAGUUUGAUUUUCUGUAACACUAGUUCCCUAGAGGGUUUGCCGUGCCCUUGUCCAGAAAAAUAAUACCUGAAAUUCUGUGAGAUAGAUCGCCCGCCAACGCUUGUACGUUGCUGCUGGGCGUCCGCUGCACAUGGACGCUGGGUAGACGCUGCAUAGCCGGAAGAAUCUUCCAAGGCGGCUUUUGAUGCCGCCGUCAAGACACCGGGCAAGGGCACAAUCGACACGAAGUCUGGAUCCAUUUCUGUACUUCGAGGGGCCAAAAAGCGGUUAAAGUCAGAUUGGGCCUGCUUGCUGAGUUGCGUCUGCAUCUGCAGAAAUGCUUGG
Molecule: messenger RNA, 2113 nt
Organism: Aspergillus welwitschiae
Lineage: Eukaryota; Fungi; Ascomycota; Eurotiomycetes; Eurotiales; Aspergillaceae
Exons: 6
Coding region: 1-1764 (587 amino acids)
Biological process (GO): DNA-templated transcription; regulation of DNA-templated transcription
Molecular function (GO): zinc ion binding; DNA-binding transcription factor activity, RNA polymerase II-specific; DNA binding
Source: RefSeq, a predicted model, not a curated record